CCGGCGUCGGCGUGACGGUUGGACGCGGGUGCGGCACUGCGGGUCCCGAUUGCUGCAGCCGCUUGUCAGUGUGAUGAAGAUUGGCACCCAGGUUUCCUGUGUUUGCAUUUGAAAGAUUCUACUCAGCUUAAGGCUUCUCAUCAGGAGUGCUUCAAAGUCCUCUGUUCUGCUAGAGGUCCAUUUUUUUACUUUGUAUGAUUAGCUAUAUUUUGUAGGAAUACAGUUGCUUUUGAUUUAAGAUGAUUUGAUGCCUUAUAAUAAAAGCAUCAUUAACCAUGAUGGCCACACAGACAUUAAAUAUAGACAGCUAUCAAGAUGGUCAACAAAUGCAAGUAGUAACAGAGUUUAAAACUGAGCAGGAGCCAAACUGUUCUGACCCUGAUGCAGAAGGAGUGAGCCCUGCUCCUGUGGAAUCCCAGACACCAAUGGAUGCAGAUAAGCAGGCCAUUUAUAGACAUCCACUCUUUCCAUUAUUAGCAUUGUUGUUUGAAAAAUGUGAACAAUCUACACAAGGCUCAGAGGGCACAACUUCUGCCAGUUUUGAUGUAGAUAUUGAAAAUUUUGUUAGGAAGCAAGAAAAGGAAGGAAAACCUUUUUUUUGUGAAGAUCCAGAAACUGAUAAUUUGAUGGUAAAAGCAAUUCAGGUUCUACGUAUACAUCUACUUGAGCUUGAAAAGGUUAAUGAACUUUGCAAAGAUUUCUGCAGUCGUUAUAUUGCUUGUCUGAAAACUAAAAUGAACAGUGAAACUCUGUUGAGUGGAGAACCAGGAAGUCCUUAUUCCCCUGUGCAGCCCCAGCAAAUUCAAAGUGCCAUCACAGGCACACUCAGUCCCCAAGGAAUAGUGGUGCCAGCAUCAGCAUUGCAACAAGGAAAUGUAACCAUGGCAACAGUGGCAGGUGGCACAGUAUAUCAGCCUGUUACAGUGGUCACUCCACAAGGUCAAGUUGUGACACAGGCAUUGUCACCUGGAACCAUUCGGAUCCAGAAUUCGCAGCUUCAGUUACAGUUAAACCAAGAUCUCAGCAUCCUGCAUCAAGAGGAUGGCUCAUCUAAGAAUAAAAGGGGAGUUCUGCCAAAACAUGCUACAAAUGUUAUGAGAUCUUGGCUCUUUCAGCAUAUAGGGCAUCCCUAUCCAACUGAAGAUGAGAAAAAGCAGAUUGCAGCUCAGACCAACUUGACACUACUCCAAGUUAACAAUUGGUUUAUCAAUGCAAGAAGACGAAUUCUCCAACCAAUGUUGGAUUCCAGCUGUUCAGAAACUCCAAAAACGAAGAAAAAAACAGCUCAGAAUAGACCAGUUCAGAGAUUCUGGCCUGACUCUAUUGCAUCAGGGGUUACUCAUCAACCACCUAAUGAACUCACUAUGUCAGAAGGAGCUGUUGUGACCAUUACUGCACCAGUUAAUAUGAAUGUGGACAGCCUCCAAUCUCUGUCAUCUGAUGGUGCUACGUUAGCAGUGCAGCAAGUCAUGAUAGGAGGACAGAGUGAGGAUGAAUCCGUGGAUAGCACUGAAGAUGAUGGAGGAGAACUCACAGCAACAAAUAUUAGUGGCCUGGUAUUGGAUAACAGUGAUUCUCUGCAGUAGGAAGCAAGAGAAUGUAGUUAGGAAAAAAAAAAUGGACUUGACUGACUUUUUAUAGUUUGCACAGCAAACAUUUUACACAAGUUUUAUUUCUAAUGUUUUAUAUGUAGAUAUAGAAGGGUGCACUUUUUGUAUUUCAUAGUAAGCUUAAACAGUCUUUGCAGGUACAGCAACUUCUUUCAAAUGUGUGUGUGGUUUUUUUUUUGUUUGUUUUGGGUUUUGUUUUUGUUUUUUUCUUUAAAGGUUUAACUCUAAUAUAAUGAAUGACAAACAUCCCUUGAGUCCCUUUAUUAUAUCAAUGGAAAGUGCUACCAUUUCUAAAGAAUUAUGCUGUUUUAAUUUUUCUGUGUACUUUAAAGCAGAUCUCAGUGGGCUAAUUUAAAUCUAUAGCCAGUGAAAUUGGAUGAUUAUAUUAGGCCCAUCUAUUUAGAAGAAGCUUUUGCACCUUAAAACUGCCAGCAUGAGGUGAGCAGCAACACACCAAUAGAAAAGAAGGAUGAUUAAGUUUGAUUCUGCGGCAUUUUAAUUUCUCUCAUUCAGUGAGCCUGUUCCAUUGGUUAUUUUUUAAAAAAAGAAAAACCUAUUUUUACUUUGCUGGAAUUACUGGAUAAAAACUAUUUUUGUAAAUUGAUAACUGAUUGGGAUUAUGAUUAUAUUAUUGAACAUAAUUUCUAGAGAACAAUGCAUAUUUAGUAUUUCAAAAUGGAAGUUUCUAAGCUGACCAAAUUUAAUAAACAUGCCAAAAGUUAGUAUUCUAUGGUUCUCAGAAUAUAUCUCAGAUCUCUCCCAGAAUAAUAAUUUACAUUUAGUAAUGAAGUAAGAAACAACCAUCAUUUAAUGAAAAUUGUAAUAUCUUUGAAUACUAGUGUAUAUGUUAUGGCCAGAUGCAUUUCACACUUGAUCUAAACUUAUAUCUAAAGGCAUUUGCUAAAUAUAUAUUUAAGUAAAUUAAGUGAAAAUGAUACCCAGUAAUAGAUCUUAAACAACUCAGUGUCCAUAUUUUUUCUCAUUUAAGUAUUUUUUAUUCAUUGUCUACCACAUUAACCAUGUUGUUGCUUUGGAGUUAAAAAACAAUGCUAUGUAAAAUAUGUGACAUUCUCUUCAGAUAGUUCAGGACACUAUGACAGAUAGCAAAUAAUCUCCUGCAAGUGAAAAACAUUCAUGAACUAGUGAUAGAAAUUAAUUUCAUUGUAAUUAUGGUUUGAUUACAUAUUUUCCAUCUGGUCAUCUGUGCUCUUUGGUGGUUGUUCAUGUGCAAUUGUUUGGUUUUGAUCCUGAAAGUCAAUAUCUCUUCAUUACAUACUGUUUGAAGCAUGACUUCUAAGUACUGUCAACAGUUUUGAAGUCUGAAAAUAAUUUUCUCCUCUUGAUUUUAUAGUAAUGCUAGAUUUGAAAUAAUUUUAGAGCUUUUGACUUCUGAGUUGACUUACAGCUAGUGAAAAGAAAAAACAUGCUUAUUCUUAUCUCUUCCAACAGACCAACUCAUUUCAUAGUGUAGAAGGACAUUCUUUAAAUGAUUUUUUCUAAAGGAAUGCCAAAAUCAGCUUAAUUUGUUUAUGUGAGAUAGUUAUAUGGUUUGACUAUUAUCAGUUCUUGAGAUGCAACUGCAACCAAUUGGUCAUUGAACAAUGAUUGUGUAAUGAAGUGCUUUUUUUAUUGAAGAUUUGUUUUUUCUGGCACCAUUACCCCCUAGUAGAUAUUAAAUUUAUAAUUUGGUCUUCAUUAAAUUACUGCAUACUUUUAGCCUUCUAAAGAGAAUUAUUUAUUUUAAAGAUUAUUUCAAAAACUAUCUUAAAAUUACUUAUUCAAUUUAGCAAGGAAAGAAAUAUACUUUUUUAAAGCAGGGAUUAUCUUCUUGUAAAUUUUAGUAAGAUAAUUAAAAAUUCAUUUUUCAUAUCGACUUGACUUAAACUUUGAAUUGCCCAGGUUAUUUUUUUUUUAACCAGAAACUGCAGAAACUAUUUUUUCCCUUUUAAAAUUAUUUCUAGGGGGGCAGCUAGGUGGCGCAGUGGAUAGAGCACCAGCCCUGGAGUCAGGAGGACCUG
This is a messenger RNA of Dromiciops gliroides (monito del monte), 3628 nucleotides long. It is a transcript of the gene PKNOX1, whose product is annotated as PBX/knotted 1 homeobox 1. The transcript is spliced from 12 exons. NCBI's taxonomy places the organism in Eukaryota, Metazoa, Chordata, Mammalia, Microbiotheria, Microbiotheriidae. The record is from RefSeq and is a predicted model, not a curated record. Gene Ontology annotation, molecular function: RNA polymerase II cis-regulatory region sequence-specific DNA binding; DNA-binding transcription factor activity, RNA polymerase II-specific. The coding region runs from base 276 to 1586 and encodes 436 amino acids. Gene Ontology annotation, biological process: regulation of transcription by RNA polymerase II; angiogenesis.